Molecule: messenger RNA, 408 nt
Organism: Miscanthus lutarioriparius
Lineage: Eukaryota; Viridiplantae; Streptophyta; Magnoliopsida; Poales; Poaceae
Source: the annotation of a GenBank genome assembly
AUGGCGCAGGUGUGGGCGGUGUCCCUGGCGGUGGCGUCGCUCGCCAUCGGCAUGCUCGGGGUGCUCGGCGUCUGGCUCUGCUACCUCUUCGACGCCGUGGCUCGAGGCCGCGCUCCCCGGACCCCGCCGCCCACGCCCCAGACGUCGGAAGAGGAGGAGGAGAAGGGCGGCAAGAAUGGGCUCUCGGAGGCGGAGCUGAUGCGCCUCGGCGGGGUCGCCGUGCUGGAGUCCACGGACAGAGGGGAGGAGGAAGAGGAGGAGGCGGAGGCGCUCUGCCCGAUCUGCCUCGACCCCAUGGAGCCCGGCCGCGCCGUGCGCGUGCUCCCCGGCUGCAACCGCGCCUUCCACAAGGACUGCGUCGACCAGUGGCUCGCCAUCUCGCCCCGCUGCCCUGUCUGCAACGUCUAG